Didymodactylos carnosus is the source of this 945-nucleotide messenger RNA. Lineage: Eukaryota; Metazoa; Rotifera; Eurotatoria; Philodinida; Philodinidae. The record is from the annotation of a GenBank genome assembly.
AUGAACAGUAUAAUUGGAAAUAUAUUGAGUAUAAUAACAUUUUCUCAAUGUAAACUUCGUUCAUCAUCAUGUGCAUGUUAUUUACUUUUAUUAACAAUUGCUGAUACAUUAGCAUUAAUUAUUAUAUCACGUCCAUAUUUUUUUGAAAAAUUUCAUUAUGUUCAUCAUUUAAAUUCAUCAUUAGUUUGUGGUUUUCAUUUUUUUUUAACAAAAAUAUUUGAUCAAUUAAGUCCAUGGUUAUUAGUAUUUCUUGCAUGUAAUCGUUUAUUUUUAACAAAAUUUCCUCGAAGUUAUAAAACAUCAAAAACCGCUUUAUUAACAACAUUAUCAUUACUUAUAUUUUUAAUUAUUUUAAAUUUACAUUUAUUAUUUGGUAUUGGUCUUGGUUAUUCAUUAUCAUCACCAUGUUUAAGUGUUUGUGGACCAUUAUCAUCAAGUGAAAUAUAUUUAUUUUUUUAUCAACAUGUAAAUCCUAUAAUCGAUCUAAUGUUUAGUUUAAUAUUACCAUUUUGUUUUUUAUUUAUUGCAAAUAUAUUUCUUAUAUUAAAUGUAAAUGAAGUAAAACAUCGUUCACAACGUAAAAUAAGUCGUAAUUAUCGUUUAACAAUUGUUUUAUUAGUUGAUUUAAUUAAAUUUUUAAUUGUUUCUACACCUGUUUUAAUAAUUGAAAUAAUUUAUCGUUUAACACGUCAUAAUACAUUAAAAUAUGAACAAAUCUUAUCAUUAUCAUGGUUAAUUGCAAAUAAAAUAUUUUAUUUAAAUUAUUCAUUAUCAUUUUAUCUUUAUGUAUUAACAUCAUCUUAUUUUAGACAACAAUUUUUAAAUGCUAUUUAUUUACCGUAUGGUAUAUAUUCAAAAAAUCAUAGAUUAAAAAUAAGUAAACAAACUGAACAAACAUGUUUAUUAACAAAUAAUACUAUAGCAUUAAAAGAAUCGGAUAAUUGA